This is a messenger RNA of Rattus rattus (black rat), 1273 nucleotides long. RefSeq names its product tetratricopeptide repeat domain 9C (gene Ttc9c). The record is from RefSeq and is a predicted model, not a curated record. The transcript has 5 exons. Bases 284 to 799 code for a protein of 171 amino acids. Lineage: Eukaryota; Metazoa; Chordata; Mammalia; Rodentia; Muridae. Gene Ontology annotation, molecular function: protein binding.
GCCUGUUUUUCUUCACCUGUGGACUGGAGACUCAGGCCUCACUCACUUCGGUUCCUCAAUUAACAGCAGAACCAUCAGCAAAUGUUUGUUGGAUAAGGACAAAUAAAAAGGUUGGAAAGGAGCGAAGCCUUUUUGACUUGUUUCAGUUGUUCCCGCCUACUCCAUCUUCUUCCAGUUUGCGGAACUUCUGGAAACUGAAAACUACCACCGUAAGAUAGAUGGGACUAGUAAAAACAGCAAAGCUCAAAUCCUUGCGAGCCUCUUGAAGGAGGUCCCAACAGUCAUGGAGAAGCGCCUUCAGGAGGCUCAGCUAUACAAGGAGGAAGGAAACCAGCGCUACCGGGAAGGGAAGUACCGAGAUGCUGUGAGUAGGUACCAUCGAGCUCUUCUUCAGCUGCGGGGUCUGGACCCAAGUCUGCCUUCCCCUAUACCCAAUCUGGGACCUCAGGGCCCAGCGCUUACACCGGAGCAGGAGAACAUACUGCACACCAUCCAGACCGACUGCUACAACAACCUAGCUGCCUGUCUCCUCCAGAUGGAGCCAGUGAACUAUGAACGAGUGAGGGAAUACAGUCAGAAAGUCUUAGAGCGACAACCCGAGAAUGCCAAGGCCUUGUAUCGGGCUGGAGUAGCCUUCUUCCAUCUGCAAGACUAUGACCAGGCUCGACACUACCUGCUGGCUGCUGUCAAUAGGCAACCUAAAGAUGCCAAUGUCCGGCGGUACCUCCAGUUGACACAGUCAGAACUCAGCAGCUACCAUAGGAAAGAGAAACAGCUGUACCUGGGCAUGUUUGGUUAGUGAAGAAAAAGGAUGCUUCUCAACUUGAACUCAAGUGGACAAGUAAAGACCCCUCCAGGGAAUCUGAGCCUCGGCAAGAGAAAUUCACUGUUUACCUCUGACCCAGGUGGAUUUGCAUUGUUUCCUGUUCUGCACAGCUCUUUGCUACUUAGACCAUCUGCAUCGUUUAUUGUCUGUCCCCUAGUAUAUUUGAAUGGCUUUCAAUCCAUGUGUGCCUGGAGAAGUAGACUAGAGAGCAUUCAUCAACUUUGGGUGGAAUCGACUCUAUUUGUGGCGUAGACUUACUGAGAUGUUAGACGCUUUCAGACACAGAGCAGAGGCCAGUGAAGGAUGCGACAGCAAGGAUUGGCAGAAGGAAUCUUCUGCUGUUUCCUCAGAUGCCUUUGCUUUUCCUACUGGGAUAUGGAUAUAUGUAAACAAGAUAAUUAUACAUUGAGCCCGAGUAUAUUUAUAUUAAAGAUUUGCAAUUAAUAA